CACAGCUUUCAGCAGCUGUCAAAACGAAAUAAACAAAAAAUCUGAAAAUCUUCCAAGACUGAUUUCAUUCAAUUAAGCUGGCUUUUAAAGUUUGACUAAUCGUUCGAGAAGAUGGAGCCUUUGCAAAUCAAUAGUGGCGAGGAUUAUGUUAAAGUGAAUAUAUCUAAUUCCAAAAGUGAUAACAUUGCGUUGGACCUGAAAUUUGCAAAAAGCCUCACAGUUGGUCAAUUGAAGUGCAAAUUGGAAGUUAUCACAGGUGGCAAUGCAGCUACCAUGAAAUUGGAAUUGUAUAAUGGUGACCGAUUGGUCACAAGUCUGCCUGAUGACACCACCUUAGUGGGUGCGUUGCCAAUAGAAACGGGUAUGCGCAUACAUGUAAUUGAUAAUUUCAACUGGAUAGCAGAUGUGGAGAAAUUCGAGUUGACCGAUGACCAAUACGAAACUAAACAGGAUACUGUGCGUAAUUUCUUGAAAAAGAAUCGCAUGGGCAAAUAUAAUGAGGAAGAAGCUCGUCAGAAGGAAGAGAAAUUGCAACGACAGAAACAGCUGGAGCAAGAACGCGCUGAGUUGUGUACCAUCGGUGCGCGCUGUCAGGUCACAGUGCCAGGCAAUCCAGUGCGCCGUGGAACAGUGAGAUUUAAGGGACCAAUCGAUGGCAAGAAGGGCAUUUUUAUUGGCGUCGAGUAUGACGAACCGCUUGGUAAAAAUAAUGGAAGCGUGGAUGGCAAGAGUUACUUUAGUUGCGCUCCUAACUACGGCGGGUUCGUGCUACCAACCGCCGUCGAAGUAGGAGACUUCCCUGCAGAAGAUGUGGGUCUCGAGGAUGAUGAGAUUUAAAAAUGAGAAUGAUUUAUAAAGCAUACACUUUGCAUUUGUGAUUAAUUAUACAUAUAUAUUUAGAACUUACAACUAGGUAUAAUUUUUGAGUAAUUUAAAUUAUUUUCACCGCUUAUGGCAUGAUGAAAUAUAAUUAUGAAACAAA
Molecule: messenger RNA, 982 nt
Organism: Anastrepha obliqua
Lineage: Eukaryota; Metazoa; Arthropoda; Insecta; Diptera; Tephritidae
Gene: TBCB
Product: tubulin-folding cofactor B
Exons: 4
Coding region: 112-837 (241 amino acids)
Biological process (GO): post-chaperonin tubulin folding pathway; tubulin complex assembly; cytoplasmic microtubule organization
Cellular component (GO): nucleus; cytoplasm; microtubule plus-end
Molecular function (GO): alpha-tubulin binding; microtubule plus-end binding
Source: RefSeq, a predicted model, not a curated record